ACUUGCUCAGCAAGAGAUUUAAAUUCAAUUCGCGGCCAAGGUUGUCUGUAUCUGCGUUUAAAGCCAAGCCAGGUUUGUUUUUGUGAAUAUAGUUAACACUGUCUUGCUCACUUUUCCUUUCUUUUAUGUUGUAGUAAUGUAAAUAUAUGUGACCAGAUUACAUUGUUCAUUCCUUAAUUUUUAUAGAAUGGAGGUAGCCGUGGUGAUUUAUCUGGCCAACCAUCCACUCAAGGUACAUCAAAAUUUUGGUAGAAAUUAUGCCAUGUUACAGUGUGUUUCUGACCAUUUGUUAUCAAAACAUAGUAAAUAAUGAUAUUACUUGGUUUUUAAUCAUUUCUUUGAUUAAAAUAUAAUUUCCACAAUUUUUUUUUAUUUUUGUGUCUGUGUGUAUCAAGGGAAAGAGGGGGGAGGGCCUAUUCUGUACUAGGUUGUUACUUAAAGCCAAACAUGCUUAAAAUGAAGCAACCACUUGUUUGAUCAUGUUUAGUACAUAUAUGUCAUGAGUAAUAUAAUUAUUGUAAUGUAUCUCAAAGGUUAAGUUUUAACUUAGUUGAUUAAGUUGUGAACCACAUAAUUCAAUGGAAAAUCUUCCUCUGCACAAAAAAAUAAAAUAAAAUAAAUAACUUGCAGUUGAAUUCUGUGAUCUUUUUAAAAGGGCGACGUACUGGUGAUUCCAGAGAUCCAGGUAGACGCUGGCGACAAAGCCUAAAUCGUAAGUUUGGUUGACCCUUGACUUUUUAUCUCAUUGAUCUAUUUUUAGUGGAGCCUUGUUUUAACAAAGGGUCAAUCAGGGUGGUCAAAAGUAGCCGGCUGCUGGCGAUCACCAAUAAAAUGAGGUUACAUUAUAUCAAGAUUCUUUUGUUAUAUUUUACUAUUACUAAGGCGAAUUGUUUGUUAUCCCAAGGACUCUGUCAUGUACAUGUUCAUUAUAUCAAUGGUUUGACUAUAAUAGGCAUGAUCCUGAUAGCAUUUAGUGUUGUUUAUUUUUUCCCCUUUCUUUUUUGGCUGCUGCCUAAUGGUUGCCUGGUCACCAGAGGCUUCUAAAAUUUGCUCCAACUUGAUGGAUAGCCAAAGCUUAUGAUUCUUAUGGCAAUAGCCUCUAUGUCUCUUUCCAGUGAAGGGACAACAGUGCAUUCCCUGCUCAUUUCAUACUUUUGAAACAAAAAAGUAAUGCACUUGUUUGUCUACUAUGGGCAAAAAAUUUCCACAGAUAAAAGUACACAAACAAGCAGUUUUCUUUAAAUUUGGAACUUGAACAAAUCAAGUUUUGAGACACAUGAAUUGAGUUUCGAGCAUUGACUUAUACCUAUUAUUACUGAUUAUCAAUCAACGGGCUUCUCUCCGAAGGGCCCCAAAAAAUUUUAUAGGCAACAAGCCUAAUGUUCCUUCCUGACGUUUUUCUUGUUUGUAUAAUUUUUUUGUUUAAUUAUUUAUUUCAAGAGAACAAUCCAGUUGGCGCAGAAAUGGGAGAGAGUUCUGACGAAGAGCUUGCUAGGGCUAUUCUACCAGGUCUAGGAGGUAAUGCCCUUGGGUAGUAGUAGUGUUAUAAUAAUUAAAAAUUAUUUAUCAUUAUAGUAAGUUAAAGGUACUGUGUUAUUCAAUUAUGAUUAGUAUAAUUUAUUUUUCCAAAAUCAACAGAUGAACCUUAGUGUUAAAUGCUAGCUAAGGCAACCUCUACUCUUUGCAGAUUCUUUUUCAAUCGGCAUUGUUGGUUCUGGUGAUGGAGUGGACAGUACCAUAGAUGAUGGUGAAAGAGGUGGUGAUGAGAGACCAGAUGGGACCACAGACAGAACAGCUGACAGCACUCCGUCUGCUGCUGAUAGACGUGAUACUGAAGAAGAUGAUACCAGAAGCAAUCAUCAGAGUGAUGAUGAAGACAAUGUUAGUAGGGGAAGAGAUAGGGAUAGUGUUGACAGUAGAAGUGAAGAUGGUGAUAGUGACGUUGCAUCAGAGAAUGAAAAUGGUGAUGAUGAAAGUGAUGCUAUAAUAGAUGCUGAUGAAAGAGGUGACAGUGAUGAUGAUGUGGUUGAAGUGACAGGAGUAGCAAGUUGCUCUUCAAGUAAGUUUCAUUCAGAAUUCAUAAGUUGAAAUUUUAAUGUCAAUCAAAUUUGGCAUCUGGACAAUAUUUUGAUUUGACCAGUGGGAGAACCGUAGGAGAGAAGGGAACUACAAAUCAAGCAAGGAGAAGUAAUUUUCUGUGAAGUCCAAUUUCAUUAAUUUUAUUUGUUUAGGCUUAGCCUAAACAUUCAGAGUGACUCUGUCAGUGCUAAUAAAGUCUUACUUGAACUAAAUAUUUUAUAAGUUACUUUGCUUUUUAAUGAAAUUUUACUCAUUUCUUGUAGUAAAUAGAACAUUCAUACCGACUUCUUUUAUGUGAUAAUGAUGUCGGAGAACACAACGGCAUAUAACUUUUAAAUUUUCAAAAAUUUCUUAAGAUAUUUACGCAGUAUUUGUAUUAAGCAUUCUUUAAACCCAUGUGACCCCCCCCCCGCCAACAAAAAAAAUGGUGUCCACUACCUAAUGCAGGCGGAAUAUUAUAUUUGGAAGUUUUAUAUGGGUGGGAGCUGCAUGUACAAAAUUUGUGGUGUUUUAGCUAAUAUCAUUUUGUUUGUGUGUGUGUGUGUGUUAAACUAUAUUGCUACAAUAUUUUCAAUCUGCAGAUGUCAAUGUGGUCACCUCAAGUAAAGUAGGAUUUCAAACAGAUAUAGCUACAGUCUGUGGUAUGUGCACUGUACAUGUACUGUAAAAGUAUUUUUAAUAGUGAUAAUUCAAGGCCAUGUGUAACAUUAUAGAACUUGAUUUACAAUUUUGUAAGGCACUCACACUCUUUUUUGUGUUCAUCCCUUUAAAUCGCAAUUUUCACCCUAUAAGUGUCUUUGUCUGACUUAACAAUUAAUGGAACAUCGGAGGUAUAACAAUGUAAAUGAUGGGUACUAAGGUUACUUGUUGCUCUCAUGGUACACUAAUGCACAUACAUGUACUAGCUGCUGAUUCAUAUACAGCCUUGUGUUUUAACUACCUUUAGGUGCCAUCGUUCCUGCUUCAGUUUCAAGUAUAGUUGGCAUCGGAGGUAUGUGGCUAUAUUAACAUGCACACGUCAAUCUAAUGACCCCACAAUCAGUAGAAGAAAAUUAUUCAUGUGAUGGACUUCCCUUAACAAUUUUACGGUUAAACCUCUCCUCAAUGGCCACCUUGGGGACGGAAGAAAUUGACCAUUGUAGAGUACAUAAUCAAACUUGAAUAAAAUGGUAUUAAUAUGACAGCUACUUUUGGUAGUUGGGAGUGCGCUUGAAUGGCCACUGUCAUUGUCAUUGUCAUUUAACAAAUUAUGUUUGAAGAUAUAAUUAUAAAUACAUUUUUUUUUGUCCAAUUUAAAGGUAACAAAGGGACGAAUACUGAUAUGGACGUAUUGCUGCGAGUGAUAACUUCACCUUGUCCGUUGCAGCUGCACUUCUUUAAUUGCACUAAAGUGGUCAGUAAAAUAGAUGCAUGUGUUUGGGUCAGGGGGUUAGGGGUUGGUGGUUGGGUGAGUGUGUAAUCUAGUGCAAUUUUGAACCUUAGAGAGGUUUUCACUUGACUGUCGAAAGUAAUUGAGGAAUUGGUUUGGUUUUGGAUUUACUAUGCCCUUUGGUUGGUUGGUGUAUUUACUUUGGUUUUGGUUUUACAACAGUCAAGUGAAAACCGCUCUAUUCCUUAACCUACCUAAUAUUGUAUUUGAGUUAUGGCACCUGGUAUGAGCCAAAUCUUAUAAUGUGUAAUGAAUCAUUAUAUGAGUCUCAUACAGAAGUUAUUUGCUUAUGUUAACGUUUCUGUCUCAUCAGCUAACAGAAGUGGCGUUAAUCAAGACCAAAAGGCCAGUUUUGGUCCUUCUUUGGGAUACCCAUUCCCAGGGUUCUGUCAGGUAUGUUGAAUCCAGUGUUAUCGUGGGAAAAAUAAAAACAUGCACUUUGAGUUGAACACACCGGCUGGUGUCCUUAAGCAUGAAGCAUGAUUAUUAUUUAACAUUGAUGUCACUCUAUUUUUUCCUGUUUUUGUUUGUAGACUAUUUACAGAGCAGGCAGAGCUUUGCAAACGUGCAAACACAGAGACCACCAUUUUUCCUGUGAGGAAAACUAGCGAUUCUUUCAAAAAUUGUAAGUUAUGUUAAUAAAUCAGUUGCUGAUUUAUUAUGUCAGAUGCAUAUAUUUUUUACUGUAUUUGGUGAUGUUGUUGUGCCAAUCUCUCUCCAGUGAAGAGACUUCUGCAUCGCACUAACAUUGAGGACGCGCUAGCCCUUCUGUUGACCAAAGUUGGGAGCGAGUUCCUCGUCCUCAUGAACUUAACAAGUCGAGGUAAGACAUAAUAUUUCUACUUUUCAAAACUCUAGCUUAAGUAAAUAAAGACAGCAAAUAUUUUAUCAUCCCCGUUUUGUUUUUAUGAGACAUAGAGACUGAUUUGUAUGUUCUCUCUUGCAGAUAAUUUGAAUAAUGGGGCUGUGCUGGAUAAGUUCAGCAAUUCUUUAAACAAUUACCAGGGGAGAUAUGCAGACUGGUAAUAAGUGCUUGCUUGCUUGUUGCUCUAGCCAUUGAUAUUGGUUUUGCAUUGUAUGUAUAAAGUCUGAUUGUGCUGUUAUUAAUAUUAUUGGUAUAUUUAUCAAAAGGGAAAAAUCUGAAAAUCUGAGAGAAAUCAGAGAGAAACAGGAGCAGCUAUUGAGAGAGUCUUUGUUGUCAGAUCAAAAGGUACUCGCAGUGCCAUUUAAUAAUAUCAUUAAGAUUUUAAUAAGGUUAUAUCUCUAACUUUUACCUGUAUAGUUUAAAGUUACAAACAGUGUUUAUACCAUCUAAGCGACAACAGUCAGGUCAGUGCAAUUAAGAGAAUAGAUGAAAAACUCAUAUGUGUUACGGGGGUAAUCUUUUAGAGGAUGGGUAGCUUGCAAACCAAACUGAACACAGGGUUGUCGGAACAGCAACAAGAAGAUUUUUCGUAACAAUAUGAAUAUGUUACUAUCUGGGAGAUUGAAAGAGGCUAAACACUCAAUUAUUCAAAUUAUCACCUGGUAGUACAGAAUGUACUUCCUUAACAGCUGACACUAGUAUCAUGUUAAGGUUAGAUUUAAAAACCAGAGGGUUAACUCAAGGAAAUCUCAGUUCACUAAUAUUUUUACUUUCUCUCUUGCAUUUUGGAAUACUUCAGAAGGCUCAAGAAAGAAAACAAAACUGCGAUGUGAAUGUAUGUGUAAGAUUAAAGCGUUUAUAUCUAAUAUUGCCUUAAAAAAGUUCCAAAUGUUUAUUGUAGACAAACAAUAAUAUUAUGCCCCUGUCUUUUUUUUUCUUUUUGGCAAAACAGGUUACAGAAAUACCAGCUACAAUGAACAGCAGACCCUUGCUUGAUUCAGAUGAGAAUUUGGCUAAAAAGGCAAGUAUAUGUUAAUUACCUUAAGCUAGAGAUUGGUGUUUUAAUUGCCCUUUUGAGGCCAGGAAAUGAGAGAAAUUUGAGCAAAUGAUAGUUAUUUUUGAAUUUAGUUAACCUCAUAGUCGUAAAAAAAAAUUAAUGAAAAUUUGUAUUAUAUCUCAUGAGGGAAAAUACUCAGGUCCAUUCCUGAAUUUUCUUCUAAAAUUCUUAAUUAAAGGACUCUUAAAAAUUCUCAGCUUCGCCUCAAGUUUUUAGACCUGAAAUAUUUUGAACAGCUUCAAACUCUGAUAAGAAUUCGGUGUCAUAUAUUUUGGUCGAAAAAAUUUAGCUUUGUCUUUAUCAUAAACACUUGUUUCUCAAUCUUCAUUGAAAUGUGCCGAUUGAUGUAUGGAGAUCCAGAUCUGCAGAAUAUUUAUUUGAAUUGUGGUUUUUAAUCUCUCUGUUGCAACAUUUACUGUAGAUCCGCACUACAAGACAACAACGGAUGCGGGAUUGUAAAGAUGGAGAAGGUUUUCUUAUUAAAGCAAAAUGGGGAGGCAAGUCAAACACGCGUCUUUUCAACAGAGGUGCAAAAUUCCAGGUAACACAUCCAAACGUGUCAUCUAAACAUCAUACCUUUCAUGAUGUUGUGUGCUUAAAAUAUAUCUCAUACUGUCCAACCCUGUUGUACAGGGUUACUGUUUCUUUCUCAAUGAUCUAGCGAGUGUGCUUAUACUUUGUAACUAAUGGGAAGACAGCAGGAACUUAUCUAGUGUAUAUAUUUUUAGGAGGUGUAUGACUGGUUAGGUAGCAUAAGGGAGCUGCCCCUCUUUUUUUCAAUCCAUCGACCACUAGCCACUAGCGCGAUAUCAAGACAAGAGAUGGUACGGCGGAAUGAAGGGGUCUUUGUACGUGACUUGGUAAGUAGUAGUCUGUUAAACAUCAAUGAUAAAAAUAAAACUGCAAGAAACUGAAAAUUUAUAAUUGGCAUCAAUGUUUUUGUAUUUAGACUCGAGAAGAAGCAAGGUCCAUUUUUGGGAACAUUGUAAGUUGAUUAAAGAUCAGUUUUGAAUGUCAUUAAUUAAAUUUGUUCCUUGGUAUAGAUUACUCACCUAAUUGCGCAUUAUGUGCUUAAUAUAACAUGCAAACCGUGACGCUAGCUAGGUUGCGUGAUUGGGAAAACUAAGUAAAUUUUGGCCUCUUAGAGAAUUUUUUGUUGAUCCUCUAUCUAUAAGAUUUUAUAGAGAGCAUCCAAAAUAUUUAUGGCAACAAUGUCAUGAGGUGAGGUGGUAUGGUGUUGUAUAUUAAUUGCUAUGUAAAUUGACUGCUAAACUACUGGGUUAGCCCUUUGCCAUUAAUGACAUUAUCAUAGACAGUACGGUAUGAUUAUCUUUUUUAUCAUUAUUGUGUUUAUUAAAGGUUGAUGCUGAUGAUGUUGAUGUUGAUGCUGAUGCAGAUCCUGCUUCUUUGUUAUUGGAAAAAGAGGCAGAUGCGGCGAGAAGAGAAGAGAAGGAAGGAGAGGUAUAUUUUGCUAUUCAGUCCUAUAUAUUUACGGGAUAGUAUAUAAUAGUUUCAGGCUUUGGAAAUGUUAUUGGUUUUCUUGAUUAUUGUCUCUACUCAUGAAUCUGUCUAAACUUUUGUCUUAAAGAAAGGUGAUGAGGAGAGACCUGAGGAUGAGAAAGAAAAAGCUGUGGUAGUGAUCCAACAAUUAUUUCGGCGCUAUUUGGCCAAGAGGAUAUUACAAAAGGAUGCAGAGGUUCAUACAUUGUUCAUUGUUAUAAUCCAUGUAUACGUGUAAUGUAAAUAUAUUUUUCCACCAUAGCAAUUACACACAAAUAAUCAUUGUGACCAAGCAUCUAUUGUAAUUUUAAUGUAAUAAUGAGUUGUCUUGAUACACUUUUAUUUAUAUUUUUAUUGUCAAUUGAAAAUCAAAACUUUACGAAUAUUAAUAAUUGUAAAAGAAAAAUUAGAUUGGGAAAAAUAAGUUCAAAGGUUUGCUGACAAGCAUCGCCCGGCUAGGAUCAGUCCUUGAGAAUGUUAUCAUGACUUGACUAAUGUAAUCACCAUUUUGACAGGAGGAAAUCAGAAGGGAAAGGGCAAGGAGGGUUCCAGAACCUGUUGACCCAAAAGUGGGACUUAAGGUUGUCAUAAGAGAAAACAACAAUCCGAUAAUGACCCGGUAUUUCAGGAAGGAGGCAUUGUUUCAGGUAAAAAUUGUUUGACAAGUAUAGUUAGACAGGUGACUUGUAAUAAUUGUUAUUUCCUAAUGUCCUCUAGUGGAAUGCAGACUCUUAACUGGCUUGGUAUUCAGUCAGUCCAAGUCAUAAGCACGUGUAAAGGACGGCUGCAAGCCCCCCCCCCCAAAAAAAAAAAAUGGGGCAAACAAAACCAAUAAAGCUAGAAACAUGCCUUGUUGUAGUGGCCAGUAGGUGAUCCCUCAAUACCUAGAUCUUAAGGCUUUGUUUCUUCAGAAAACCUCAGACCACUUAACAUUAUUUUAAUACAUAAUAAUUGUUCUUUCCACAACCUGCUUGGGGGCUUUUGCAUGAUCUCUGAUCAUUUCAUUGUACCAUAUAGGAAGUGUAUGAUUGGGUUGGACAAGAAAGAAAGGUACCCCUCUUCUUCAUCCUUCAAAAGAAUGGAAAGACAAUGAAACAUGAGGACAGAGUGGAAAUACAUUCAGUCCUUGAUGUUAAGAAAAUGGUAUGA
Molecule: messenger RNA, 8079 nt
Organism: Porites lobata
Lineage: Eukaryota; Metazoa; Cnidaria; Anthozoa; Scleractinia; Poritidae
Source: the annotation of a GenBank genome assembly